AUAUACCUGAAAGUGCAGACAGAGAGGUGAAGCACAGCUCAGGUGUCAGAGUCCGCUCAUAAACGGAUCAGCUGAGUCACCAGUUGUGGAGCUGGUUCCGAUUCAGAUCUCCUCCAUUUGUCCCGAGCCCGUUUCACCUUUCCUCACCUGUCCCCCCUCACCUGCCGGGGCCGACUGGGCUGAAAGAGCUACUGUUUGAGAAGGAAGGUGACGCGGCGCAAAGCUGUCAUUUUUAAGUUCCUGCUUCUGCCAGCCAAAUCUGGCAGCAUCAGUUCUGUCUGAGUCCAAAACGCAAACGACUGCAUUCAUCUUCUCCUUCAUGAACAGAAGCAACAUGGAGUCCACAGGAGAAAAACACAAAGAAGAAACAUCCAGGAUAGGUUUGGGAGAUGAAAACUCUGAAACCAGCCACCAAGAUGCUGCAGAUGAAAACAUGUCUACUACAAGAACCACAACGACAGAAGACGAAGAAAUGGGAGGAAGAGAAAGUGGUUUCAUGGCAAUACCAGAUAGGGACUCGGGUGAGGAGGAAGGAAGAGUAGAAGCACCUGCUGUAGAUGAAGAGGGAAAGAUCCAGGAGCUGUCUGAAAGCCAGACAACUGAGGAAUCUGAUGAAUUGGAGCAGAAACCAUUGACACCCAGCAGCUCUAGACCAGUCCCGCCCAGCAGUCUGGAUCUGACUGGGGAACGACAAAUGAAGAAGAAAGUGCUGGCAGCUCCAACUCUGAGUGUGUCAUUAGGUGGCAGCGAGUCGAUAAAGUCUGAUGACCUACAGUCCACCUUUCUCUCCCCGUCACCUGAGGAUGCAGAGGACACUGCAUUGGAUUUUGAUUUGGACGCCUUGGACACGCCGUCCGACAGCGAAUCCCUGCACUUCCCCCUCUAUGACCUGGAUCUGGAAGAUGACAUGCGGCGCCUCGGUGUGGCCUCCCAUCGCCUCAGAGUGUCUGAGACCAGAUCCAGAUCGGGCUCUGGAGCUGGUUCUCUACCAGGGCCUGACCAGUUUGGACUGGGACCCUUGGAAAAGGAGGAUGUGGUGGACAGCAAAGGCACCAGGUGGCGCUGUUUCACAACAGGUGACCCUCCUCAGGAAUCGAGGGUCGACAUGAGCGUCCUGGAGCCUUAUCUCAGAGUUCUGUCACACGGAGGUUACUAUGGAGACAGUGGGGAUGACAUAAUCGUGUUUUCCUCCUGUUACCUCCCGGAGAACAGUCUGGAGAACUACCAGUAUGUGAUGGACAACCUCUUCAGGUUUGUCAUUGGGACUUUGGAGCUGAUGGUGGCAGAAAACUAUAUGAUAGUUUAUCUCUGCGCUGGAGGGCAGAAGGAAAAACUCCCAGGAAUCAGCUGGCUUAAGGAGUGUUACACCACCAUCGACCGCAGGUUAAGGAAGAACCUGAAGGGUUUCUAUGUGGUCCAUCCCACCUGGUACAUCAAAGUCAUCGCCACCAUCAUCAGACCCUUCAUCAGCUCCAAGUUCAGCAGAAAGCUUCAGUUCGUCAACACGCUUCAGGAGCUUUCUCUCUUCGUCCCCACUGAGCAUGUGCAGAUCCCAGACUGCGUCCUACAGUACGACCAGGACCAGUCCAGGUGAAGCUCAGCCUGACCAGAUCAAAACAUUUCUCUCUUUAUUUAUUGUUCCUGCAGACUUCCAGUUUCAGGAUGAGGAUUACAAAAAUCUUAGUUUUUAUCUUGUAAACAGUGUUGAUGGAAGCUACGGAACUAUAUAUUUCAAAUAAUUUCGUAUUUUUAUUUUAAAAAGAGAAGAACAACAUAAUGCAAAUUAACUAUGAACACAAACUGCCUUAUUUUACAAAUUUUUUGAUUUUUUUUUUUUCUAACUUUUUGUCUGAAAAUUUUAUGAGCAAAGGUGCUGACAUAUUCGCACAAUAGAUUUUAAAAAUGGUGAUUAAACUGCUGUAAAAAUUAGGAACUAUUUUUUUUAAAUCAUGUGAAUCACCAUUUUAGUAAGGAUUCAAGUAAAUAAGAAAUGCAUGCAUUUAGAUUUUUUUUUUACAUUUUCAGUCAUUUUCUCCAACCUGGUGGUUUUUUUUUUUUUGUUUUGUUUUUUUCCUACACAUUCAGUGUUAUGAACAAAUUUUCAUUCAUCAAACCCAUCUGGAUAUGUGGGUGCUUAUUUUUUUUUCUGAUCAAUAAAAUUUUAUAGAAAUGCUUGUUAAA
Poecilia latipinna (sailfin molly) is the source of this 2181-nucleotide messenger RNA. RefSeq names its product protein prune homolog 2-like. The coding region runs from base 320 to 1594 and encodes 424 amino acids. Gene Ontology annotation, biological process: apoptotic process. Gene Ontology annotation, cellular component: cytoplasm. The record is from RefSeq and is a predicted model, not a curated record. The transcript has 15 exons. Lineage: Eukaryota; Metazoa; Chordata; Actinopteri; Cyprinodontiformes; Poeciliidae.